This is a messenger RNA of Gadus chalcogrammus (walleye pollock), 648 nucleotides long. RefSeq lists its product as uncharacterized. The record is from RefSeq and is a predicted model, not a curated record. Lineage: Eukaryota; Metazoa; Chordata; Actinopteri; Gadiformes; Gadidae. The transcript has 2 exons. Bases 157 to 648 code for a protein of 163 amino acids.
GGGAGAGAUCCAACGCGAUCCCCAGCAGAGAUCCCCAGCCGAGAUCCCCAGCAGAGAUCGCAGAUCGCGGAGCGCUGAUCGGAGGGACGACGAACUUGGUCUCCGCUCGCUCACUGAUCCUGCUACAGUGGAGCCCAAUGUGGGGCGAGCGCAGACAUGGACCAGUCACCGCUCGGAAGCGUGCUCGGGCAUCUGGCCCAGAUGGCGGAACUUCAGGGCCAGUUCCAGCAGGCCCAGAGCGAGGUGCUCACAGAGCUGGCCCAGUCCUUGGUGGCCGAUCGGGCCUUCGAGCUCUUGCCUCCGGGGGACACGGCGACGGACCCAGGGGAGCAGGACCCGUGGCCAACAUCCACGUCAGGAGUGGGCUCACCGUCUCCUGCCGCUCCUGACGGGGGAGGCCACCUGCAGCCCCCACCGACGGCCCAGCGACCACCAACACCGGUCCCGCGCACCGGUGCAGCUGCCCUACGGCGGGACAGGCCAAGCCCAAUGCCGAGGGCGAGAGGGGGGGUUCCCAUGUGCCUGCUCCGGAUUCCGGAGCGGGCACAUGAAUCACAUCCCACCCCCACUCCCCUGGCGCUCAGACGGCAGGGGAGGGGUGUUGGCGGUGCGGGUGGCCUGGUCACUUCCGGCGGGAUUGCCCUAUAA